Molecule: messenger RNA, 942 nt
Organism: Perkinsus marinus ATCC 50983
Lineage: Eukaryota; Perkinsozoa; Perkinsida; Perkinsidae
Product: glutamate rich WD-repeat protein, putative
Exons: 7
Coding region: 1-942 (313 amino acids)
Molecular function (GO): protein binding
Source: RefSeq, a predicted model, not a curated record
AUGAAUGUGGACGUCUCCCCUUCACCACCCAUUCAAGGCAUUGUGGAUGGCUUGGGUGGUUAUGCGACUGUUGAUGCAAGUGGUAGAUAUGGCAGUGUCUGCCGAGUUGACCUUGGGGACCCAGUCAUGGUGUCUGAGAGGGACCAGGAGAGGUCCGCUCUGGGACCGGAUCUACUCAAGUAUGAGCGUAGGGAGCUACUGAGGGUGUCCAAACGCAUCAAGACGAAGAGUGCCAGCAGGGCCAAGCAGUUGGCGUUGCGCACGCGUGCAGCGGCAGCAGCGGCGGUGGCAGCAUCGAAACAGCAGAAGGAUGCCGGUGCCAAUUCAACGACAACAACAGCAGCAGCAGCAGCAGUGGCUCAACGAAGCACGGCAAUAAGUGGUGGAGUGGCGCAGCACCCAAAGCGGUCGUCUGGGGCUAGACUGCAGCAUGCUAGGAUGCUCGAGAGAUACGGCGAUCUUACUAGGCUAUCAUUGGAGACACAGAGUGAAUUGGAGGACUCUGAUGGGAGAAUUCAGAGGUUGUUAAAGCGGCGAUCAGCUUUGUCGGAGCAGAGGGUUCAGAUCGAUAGAGAGGUGACGGCAUUGCAAAGGAAGAUGAGAGAGAUAGUAGCGGCGAGUAUGGUGGAGGCAGCGGCGAGGACCACCACCACCACAGCAUCGGUGGACUGGCAUCCUUACGAUGAGACCCUCCUGGCUGUGGCAUCGGCCGAUAACACAGUGAGUCUGUGGGAUAUGAGUGUGGAAGCUGAUGAUGAUGAAGAGGCUCAAGGCGGUCAAGGGCAUCUCGAAGGGGAGGAAGACUACCCGGCACAGAUGAUGUUCCUGCAUCAGGGCCAGACUGGGGUGAAGGAGGUCAAGUUCCAUCCUCAACUACCAGGGGUUAUGGUCACCACGGCAUUGGAUGGCUUUAACGUGUUCAAGACGUGUAACAUCGAUUGA